Molecule: messenger RNA, 201 nt
Organism: Trichomonas vaginalis G3
Lineage: Eukaryota; Parabasalia; Trichomonadida; Trichomonadidae
Product: histone H2B
Exons: 1
Coding region: 1-201 (66 amino acids)
Biological process (GO): nucleosome assembly
Cellular component (GO): nucleosome
Molecular function (GO): structural constituent of chromatin; DNA binding; protein heterodimerization activity
Source: RefSeq, a predicted model, not a curated record
AUGAUGGUUAUGAACUCCUUCGUUACAGAUAUCUUCGAACGUAUCGCCCAGGAAGGCGCUCGUCUUGUCGAUAUGAACGAACGUAACACACUCGGUUCCCGCGAAGUUCAGACAGCUGUUCGUCUUGUUCUUCCAGGCGAUCUUGCUAAGCAUGCCGUCUCAGAAAGUGGCAAGGCUGUCGCUAAGUUCAACGCUGAGUAA